AUGGGACAAGAAGAGCCACCACGACCCCAAUGGGACAACAAGAUUCAGUACUUGUUAACAUCCAUCGGGUUUGCAGUGGGACUUGGAAAUAUUUGGCGUUUUCCCUACUUAUGUCAAAUCUAUGGAGGAGGCGCAUUCCUCAUUCCCUACCUGAUAGCUCUGGUGUUCGAGGGUCUCCCCUUGCUCCACCUGGAGAUGGCCGUGGGACAGAGGUUUCGCAAGGGUAGCAUUGGAGUCUGGAACUCUAUCUCUCCAUAUCUUGGAGGAGUUGGCAUCGCUUCCCUGGUGGUGUCCUUUCUGGUGGGAAUGUUCUACAACACCAUCUUGGCUUGGGUCCUUUGGUACUUCUUCAACUCAUUCCAGGAACCCUUGCCAUGGAGUCAAUGUCCCAUCAAUGAAAACUUUACAGAAUACAACUUGGAAUGCAAGAAGAGCACACCAGUCAAUUACUUCUGGUACCGUGAGACCCUGAACAUCACCUCCGAUAUUGAAAUCAGUGGCUCCCUGCAGUGGAAAAUGGUCAUCUGCUUAGCUAGUGCCUGGACAGUGGUCUACAUUUGUUUUAUCAAAGGAAUUAACUCAAUGGGAAAGGCUGUAUACGUGACUGCCACCUUCCCUUACUUGGUGCUAACCAUUUUCCUGGUGCGGGCCCUGACUCUGCCGGGGGCGACAGAUGGACUGGUGUAUCUUUUCACCCCCAAAUGGGAUGUACUGAUGAACCCGCAGGUUUGGCUGGAUGCUGCCACGCAGAUCUUCUUUUCUCUCUCCGUGGCCUUUGGUGGACUGAUUGCAUUUGCUAGUUACAGUGAGGAAAAAAACGACUGUGAGAGGGAUGCGGUCGUCGUCGGGAUAAUCAACAGUGCCACAUCUCUUUAUGCCUCCAUCUCUAUUUUCUCCAUCCUGGGGUUUAAAGCAAACAACGCCCUCAAUGCGUGCCUGGAUGAGAACAUCAUAGCUUUGACUAAUCACUUUGAGUGGCCUGACCAGAACAUCACAGUGGAGAACUAUAACUACUGGGAGAAGUAUUUAAAUCAGACAUGGCCUGAAGAAUUCGCCAACGUACCGCUGAAAGAAUGUGACCUGAAUGAUUUCCUUGACCAGAGCGCUUCAGGAACCGGCCUGGCCUUCAUUGUGUUUACUGAAGCAGUGCUGUCGAUGCCAGGCUCCCAGGUGUGGGCCAUUCUGUUCUUCGUGAUGCUCUUCAGCUUGGGACUCUCCUCCAUGUUUGGAAACUUGGAAGGAGUUCUCACUCCCAUAAAUGACCUCAAUUUGGUGCCAAAGUGGCUCCCUAACGAAGCAUUGACAGGAUUGAUCUGCUUAUUUACCUUUGCCAUCUCUCUCAUCUUCACCCUGGGAUCUGGGAACUACUGGGUGGAGGUCUUCAAUGGCUACGUGGGCUCCGUACCUCUGCUCAUUAUCGCCUUCUUUGAGAUCUUUGGAGUCAUUUAUGUGUAUGGAAUGAAAAAUUUCAGCGAAGACAUCUACUACAUGACUGGAAGGAGGCCCAAUAUCUACUGGAAGGUGUGCUGGAUGGUGAUCAGCCCGCUGAUGCUCCUCACUGUGCUGGUGGCAUACGUCAUUCUCCAGGCACAGAAGCACCCAACUUACCCUUCCUGGAACCCUUUUUAUUCUGAGUUCCCUAAAACGGAGACAAAGCCUUACCCAGACUGGGUGUUUGCCAUCAUAGUGCUCCUCUCCUCCGUGCCUGUGGUUUCCAUUCCAUUGGUGGCGCUCUACAAAGUCAUAUGCUGGGGAGUCAGGAGGCAUUCCAAAAAAAGGGAACUAAGCCCAUAUGACAACCACGGCUUCGACAGUGACUUACAGGAAUACAAGCGGCAAGGUGUUUAGAGACACAAACUCAUUUGGACAGUUCCUCUGAUUUUCAUGACUGUAGUUUUAUAAUUGAAUACUUCUUUUAUACACAUCCAAAUAACAGACCAAAAGGCAAAAUCUUUCAUGGACACAGGUAUGUACAAGCACAGUGUGAGAAAAGAGUCAAGAGAUGAUUGUGAUUCUGAGAUCCGACUUCAGCUAAGUACGAGGUGGUGGCGCUGGCACUUUUUUCACGGAAAAGUACUGCAAAGUGUAAAUCAAAGUCCAAACAACCAUGAGCGUCUUUCGUGGACACUUUUCCGCCAUCUUCAUUCCUCCUGCAGCUAGAGUUAUUGUUUUAUAAGUGAUUCAUAUUUUCGGAGCUGAUAAGAAGGUAAUUGUUUUGUUUUGAAACACAGCCAAACAACCCUUAUCCACUGAAACCACAAGAUGAUGUGAAGGAAUCCAAGUAGAAGAGUAAGUUUAAAGAGUACUCCGUAAAGGGUGAUUCCAUACCAAUUCCUGUCUGCUGCUGUGGUCCUUUCGUUCUAAACACGUUGGUGCCAGUCUAAAACAAGCAGGCCAAAAAGUCCACUGGGGUCUUGGACUGAGUCACCUGUCUGACUAUGGCCACCCUUAGAUCUCCAAGACGCUGCUCCAGGCUGCGCUUCCCUGUCAGGGUCAAUGACAACACAAGUUACAGAUUGAAAAAAAAAAAAGGCUAAAAUGACUCUUGUAAAAUGAAAAAUGCAGUCAAUGGCUCCUCUGCCGAUUUAUGGGUUUGUCCUAGUGGUUCACCUUUACAACAUGCACACAGUUAAGUCGCUUUAUGCUUCCAAUUUUGAAGAGUGACAUAAUGUCUGUAACUGCACAGUUUCUAAUGACUUUGGUUUGCAUUGAAUCUGGGGCUUUGUUCUGCACAAAUAAAGGUAUAAAUACAUGUGUACGUGUAGAAUACAUGUUUCAUGUGCUCAAUCCAGAACCUUGCCUACGUGCCACAACCAGAUUCCAGGAUGUUUCAUUUACUUUAGACAGAACCUCCAUGGAGGACAGACACGCAAUCCAGACAAUUCCUGUGGACCUUGAGCGAGAACAUCAACAAGACCGAUUACUUAAUGAAGCGUCAGAACAUGACAUAAAGAAAGGGUCACCCACAUGACAUGAA
Molecule: messenger RNA, 2977 nt
Organism: Synchiropus splendidus (mandarinfish)
Lineage: Eukaryota; Metazoa; Chordata; Actinopteri; Syngnathiformes; Callionymidae
Gene: slc6a18
Product: solute carrier family 6 member 18
Exons: 13
Coding region: 1-1848 (615 amino acids)
Biological process (GO): sodium ion transmembrane transport
Cellular component (GO): plasma membrane
Source: RefSeq, a predicted model, not a curated record